CUCCCUGCCUAGUCCAUGCUGCUGUUUCUGGUGAUGGACCCAGCUGAGGAUGGGGAGAAGUUGGAGGACCAGUGGGAGAAAUGGUUGACCAGUGACUUCAGUUUGAAUGAGUUUGAAGAUGAAGACCUAUCGGAACUUACUGAGAUCACAGAUCAAUACCAUGACCAGGAAGAUGAUGGUGGUGAUGAUGAUGAUGUGACACUGUGGCCGGCCAAUAACAGCGUGAGGAGUGAGUGGAAGGGGUGUGUCCGGAGCCAGAGCUUGGAGCUGAUUGAUGCUGAGGAGACCGAGGAGGAAGAAGGGGCAGAGAGGGAGGCAGAGGAGGGUGGGGGAGGCCUUGUCCGAGCUGAGGAGCGCCUACUCUGGCUUAAUCAAGGAGGAAUAGAGGAGGAGGAGGAAGAGGAGGAGGGAGGGAGGUCGCUGUCACCUGUUAGAGGGGGAUCAACCUGUGCUGUCAUGGACAAAUAUCGACCAAAGAGACCAACCACCCUGGCUCUGUUUCCGCAGCUGCCACAAGCCGGCACCCAGGACUCCAUCAACAACAACUCUUUAGGCAAGAAGGACAGCUGGAAGGACUCCCGCUCCUCCUCCCCACACAUUACAGGGGAUCUAACACCACCGGCUAUUCAAGCAAAACCGGAGGACAAAGUCCGGAACAGCACGCGCCGCCCCGCCCCAAAACCACCCAUUGCCAAUGGAGCCAACAGCAGGGCCAACACUCAGGCUGCUGCCACCACAGCAGACACACGCGCUCGACCACGGGACAGACAGGUGUCCGGGGCCACGCACACACAGUCCUCCAGCACACAGAGGAGUCAAAGGAGAGGAGGAGGAGGAGGAGGAGGAAGAGGGGGAGGAAGAGGAGUGACAGCGAUGAGAGAGAGGAGCCUGGGGGACAUCAGAGGAAAGGAUGGAGUGACAGCAGUGAAGGAAGAUAGAAGAGGAGGAAGACUGUGUGAGGAGUCCAAGGGGAAGGAGAAAGAGAGGAAUGGACAUCAGAGGCCAAGAGAAGCAAAUGGACUGAAAAGCCGGGGGGCUGAUGGGAAGGGAAAAGUAGGUGCUAAAGGGGGUAACAGAGGAGGGGGCCUCAAGCCAAAUAACAUGCUGUCUAACCACGAAGUUUAUCUGACAGCUAUGGUGGUCCCACGCACGCCUGUAGCACCAAGAAACCAGGACAAGACCCAAGACAAAGGCCAAAACCAUGACAGGACCCAGGACAACCCCCAAGUCCUCUCCCGGUCCAGCAGCGAGGGAGGGUCAAACAGAAUGUCCCUCAGCUCAGACACAGAGGGCCCCCCACCAGGGCCCCUGCAUCCCUCUCUAUCCCACCGAACCAACCCUGACAUCAGCGAAGAAGAGGGGGACGGAGAUCCGACUCCGUGCAUGAACGUCCAGAAUGGUCCGACCCACUGCCUUGCAGAUAACGAGAAAACAAAGAUGGACAAUAUCAAGUCAGAGGUGGAUGCAGGGGGACGAAAAGGUGACAAUAACACUGAAGUGGAUGGCACCAGCUCUGUCACUCAGGGAGAUCGUGCGGCUGCUCAGACUUUACCAAAGAGUGAAUCUACAGCAGGGUUGAAUUAUGACUCUGUUAAAUACACUCUGGUGGUCGAUGAACACGCUAAAUUGGAGCUGGUCAGCCUCAAGGACUGCUUGCACGGUUACAACGAGCACAAUGAUGACAGCGAUGCUGAGACGGUCUAUCAGUCAGCCAAUGAGGAGGAGGACCCAGAGUAUGAGGAGGAGAGGAAGAGGAGAGAAGAAGCAAGGAAGCAAGAGAGGAGGAAAGAGGAGGAAAAGAGAAGAAAGGAGGAGGAGGAGACGAAGAGGAGGAGGGAAGAGGAUGUGAAGAGAAGGAGGGAGGAAGAGGUAAAGAGGAGGAGGGAGGUUGUGGCAAGGGUCUGCAAGCAGUCCAAGGUAACCACAACUUCAGAGGAAGAUGAGUCUAACGGAGGAAGGGCUGGAGCUGCCAGAAGUAGGAAGUUCCUCAACCUGUUUGCCAACAACAGCAGCCAUUACAGUGCCACCGGCGCUGGGUCAUUUGGUCUGUUCUCCUGUGUUUUGGAUGGAGUGGAGAGACAGCAGAGCCACAGAGCUGUCUACAGGUUUGUCCCUCGUCAUGCAGACGAGCUGUGCCUGGAAACAGAUGACCCGGUGUUAAUACUAAACCAGUCUGAGGACCUGUGGUGUCAGGGCUACAACAUGAGGACUGGAGCUACCGGCAUAUUCCCUGCCUUCUAUGCCGUCAGGGUUGCCAAAGAUCUUAGCCAAGUCCAGAAAGAUGGUUGGAUAGAGCAGUUCCUGGUGCGAUUCCUGGGUUCAGUUCAAGUCCCUAUCCACAAAGGCAAUGACGUACUGUGUGCUGCGAUGCAGAAGGUGGCCUGUAACAGACGGUUGGCAGGUCAGCCUCCCUCAGCCUGUGUGCUGGAGGUCAGUGUGAAGGGUGUGAAGAUCAGUGUCCAGGACCAGUGUCAAUCAGCUCACAGGGGGGACCAGUGUUUCCAUUUCUUCCAGCUGAAGAACAUCUCUUUCUGUGGCUGUCAUCCAAAACACAGCAAGUAUUUUGGUUUCAUCACCAAACAUCCUGACCAACAGCGCUUUGCCUGUCACGUGAUGAUGUCAGAGACAACAUUACAUCCUCUGGCGGAGUCUGUAGGGAGGGCAUUCCAACAGUAUUACAAGGAACACAUUGGCUACUCCUGUCCCACUGAAGACAUCUUCAUUGAAUAACACCUCUCCUCUAUUCACACUAUGUACUGAAUACUCACUAUGUGCUUGUAAGCCUGGACUUACAUUGCAAAGUGGACCACAGAUAUAUCUUCAUCAGAGUACUUGCAUGGUGGAUUCCUUUUCUUGGCUGCAUCCAGUGAUACAGCGAGCUUGUCCCUCCUUUGACCAUGUCACGAUAUAAUUACCUCUAUGGAUGGAUAGGAUCACAUGAGAUGUUCCAUACAGUGAGAACAAAUGUAACAUAAACCUACCCAAACUCAAACACAAAUAUCUGAUAGUGAUAUAUUUUGUUGGCUAAAGGUACGUAACUACACGCAGAUAAUGGAUUUAAAACUAUAUGGACAGCCUUUCAGGACCAUGGAGUUAAUUUAAUGACAGAAUGUUUAUAUCAUCAGUUGGUGACAAACCAUGCUGAAAUGAAUAAUCAUUAAUCAGUUUUAGCAGCUGAUUAACCAUUUGAGCUGCGUAUCGAAAACCAGCAGUGCUUUGAUGUCAGUGUGGACGAUCACCAAAGUCAUUAGGAGUCCUAAUCUCAUGACAGUCUAUCCGGUAUUUAUGUAAGCCUGGAGAGGCAAGUGAGAAAAAUGUUUGUGUUCCAUUUUCUAAGUCUGUUCCUAAUUGUUUUCUCUUUUGUGUUUAUAACUUAAGAACAGUUGAAAAGAAUUGUUUGCAAGGAUAAUUUUUUUCAUCAUGAAACAGGUGGAAAAAAAAAGUUUGGCAGGUGAUUCUUUUUCCCAUGCACUCAAAACCAAAAUAUUGUGUGUUAUCAAGUUAUUUAGCAUUACUUCCAUGUCUUUGAAAUGUAUUUAAAUUGGCACUACGAGAAAUUAAAACUCACCUGUAAGAAAACGUGAAUGCUUUUAUUCAUUUUUAGAUCUUGGGGUACCGGUGAAAUUCAGCCUCUUGUGGUUGAAAUGAGUAUUACAACAACAAACACUUUUUUUCCACCCGUUCUUAACUCAUAAACAAAGACAAGAAAACGUUUAGAUCAGGCUUAGAUAAUGGAUCACCAGAAAUAGCCACAUUCUUCUCAGGGCUACGUAAAUAUUUAAGUCGAGAUAUUUUAGUCUGGAACAAUGUUGUACCGUCUUACGUUGACAUCAUCAUUUUUAUUUCUAGCCAGUGGUUUGCACUCAUUUUGAUGGUCACAUGUAGUUAGAAAAGUGCAUUCUAAAAAUUCCAGUUUGCAAACUUGUGAAUUUCUAUGUAAAGUUGACUAAAAGUAAAAGUCUUGCAUAUUUUGAUUUAAAAUUAUUCAUGCGCCAAAUGAACUUCUUUGUAUAGACUAUAAGUCAGUAACACAGACUACGGACAACCCUACGGAACCCCUGAGAGAAAAAAAUAUUUGUGUGAUUCAUUUUCUAAGUCUGAUAUAAAUUGUUUUCUCUCCUUUGUUUAUGACUUAAAAACAGUACCUUAGUUGUUGUUGUUUUUUUUAUCUGAACACCAGGAUCAUUCUUCUAAAUUACUUUAUUUCAUCUGUGAAAACAGGUCAAAAGAAGUUUUAGCAUGUGAAAUGUAUUUAUUUUUGUCAGGAACAAAUGUUUGUAGUUGUGAUACUCAUUUCAGCCACAAGAGGCUCAAGUACAACACUACCUUAUUUUCUAAAUAGGACUAAAAGCAUUUAUGUUUUCUUCCAGAUAAGUUUUAACUUCUCCAUGCAUUUUAAACACAAGAUACAUACAGUAUAUUGUAUGUUAGCAAGUUAUGUAACAUCACUGUCAUGUCUUUAUUUGGCUAGAGAAGUAUUCUAAUCAGUACUAAGAAAAAUUAAAACUUAAAUGGACUCAAAACAGGAUCACCAGAUCCAGAUGUAUUCCUCACUUGCCGCUCAGGGCUUCUGUAGAAACAUUUUACAUUUUUAUUAAUAAUUCUUAACUGGAUAUUUGGAAUCAUGAUUCUGGUUGUAUCCCAUGCAAUCACCAUAGGAUAAAACUGAUCUACCAGUGACAACCAAAUGACUAUGAGGACUAAAAGGAAAGUUUGCACAUUUUGAAAUGAAAUUAUGCAUGAAUUUAAGUAGUAGGGAAAGUAGCUAAACGCAGCUACUUCUAUAAGAUUUGUAUGUAAUAGAUCUAUUUUACCUGUCUAACCGAUAAAGUGCAAUACAAAGGAGCAUCUCCUUUACUUAACAUUCAUCCUUUUGACCAAAAUAAAAUUAGAAUGUUGGGUGUGCAUUCAGUGGGUCAGUCACAGAGGUGAUCAGGAAUACUGGGUAUAAACUUCUCGUUACAGAUAACCACAACAUACACACUUUGGAUAUGAUCAUCUAAGAACAGGGCAAGACUGCAUGUUGUGAUGAAAAGAAGGUACAUUUUCUGUCUUUAAAUUAGCUUCAUAACAUGCAACAACAAAAGGUAUAUACAAUGGACCUGCUUGUUUCUUUGCACAGAUGAGGAACGACUGAUGUUUCCCAAAAAGUAACACAAGUAUAAUUCUAUAUCUUAUAACCCAGAGACUUGACAAUCUACCGCUGAAGACCUUCGGAGUUGCUGUUAAGGUGCCUAAUUUCUCUUUUUGCUGCUCGAUGUUCCUUUUCUUCCAAAUGUGGUCCUGACUACAAACCCUUUAUUCAGGGUUCCUCUGGUUGAGCAAUGACAUAAUGAUUCCUUUAACUCUGUGUAGUAACAAGGCCUAAAUGACGCUGUGCAAUUUAGUAUGUGUGCAACAGAACAGACUGGUGGGAUGGUGGAUCACUGUGCAGUCAUGUCCAAGUCCGUCCACAUCACUUUCAGCUCACACUUCUUUUGCGUUGCCUGCUCAAAUCUUGGACCAAAGUUAGGGUCAAGUCGAUGUGGAAUACUUAUUAUUGGAAAUGGAGCUUGUUUCAGUUUCUUUAUUUAGCUUUGAUAUGUUUGAAAGUAAAUACUUGGCUUUAAGACUUGACCCACAAUCUGACUUCUUGUUGUCUAAAGGAGGAUAAUUCAUUUUCCAUGCAGCUCCUCCUUCCUUUUGCAGCCAGUAGAAGAUAAGCUCCAGACUUAAAGCUGCACCAAUCGACACUGUUCACAAAUGGUCCGUUCUAUGAAGACUUUUAGCCUCUUUUAGCUCAUUGUUUUGGUUUUCCAGCACACAAACUACAAUCUCAUAAACCUUAUUUCUAGCAUCAGGCAGCUAUUUUCAGCUAAAACAACAAGGUCUGAUAAACUCGCUGUCUGCUGCCGGCCCAGCAGCAAACAGCAGUCAGACAAAGUGAGGGACUAGCUGGAGAACAGCUGAAGAGCCAGAUAUUUCUCUCAGGAGCACCAGACCAAAGCUACUAAUAAUUUUGGUUAAUAUUUAUCUGUCAUCUGAAACAUGACUCAGAAUGAAUGCUAAUGUUGCUCUGUGUCUGCUGGAUGUGUAAGGAGACAGCUAGCUAACUAAGGAAUGAUGUAAUGAAUGAUGUAAAUAGCUAACUUAAGUAGUUUGUGUUUAGCUAACACAGAUUAGCUUUCAGAUGUAACAAGCUAGCUAACAAUUGACCGAAAUUAGCUAGAUAGUUUGCUAGCAUUUUGCUCUGUAUAUCUUUUUAACGUGCUGCGUCUCAAAUCGUAUACUGCCAUUAGUACACUUCUAUGUAGUACACUAUGCACACUAUGUCCUUAACGUACUUGCGUAAUGUGUUUGGAACUUAACGAUCGAUAGAUGGAGCAUUAAUGCCAAUUCCGGCUUAUUUUUCUGUGGAUUUGCCUGCUACUAUAAGUAGAAACUGCUUCUACUUUUAAUAGCUAUGCCCCCCCCCCCUUCAUGUAGGGUGGAAAUAACACUGUCGAAUUGAAUUGAAUUGAAUUGAAUUGAUGCCGACGCCGUGUACUCCUCCUACCCACGGAGAAUGUACGUAGCGAAAAGUUCGAGUGUGACAAGUGUCCAGUGGGCCACACUCAACGUUUUGACCGUUAUGAGUGCACCAUCCAUGUAGUUGCAGUGCGCUGCAUGUUGCCACACUAAUCAAUGUGAACGCACUUAUGUUAUGUACUCAAAAUAGUGAGAGUAAGUAUGGAAGUAUUCAAAUUGUGACACAGCAAAAGACUGCUUUAGCAUUAAAUAUAUACCUAAGAGAGUUGAGGGUCAGUUGAUGCAGCUUUAAGAUCCAGGAUUACAUCUGCACAAGCAGUGGAACUAUAUGAUGUAAACAGAUUUGAGCAGGUAAAGUCAAUGGAAAUGAACCUUGAAAUGUUUUGUGUUGGAAAAACAGUGCCUAUUUUAUUUAAUUUUUUUCUGGUGCAGUGAUGGUGACUGUCUUCUGUAUUAACUGUUGACUUCAGAUGUCUCCGAUCACAGAAUCUAUUGAACAGCCAGUCUCAUUCAGAUGAGUGGUCAUGUUGCUGAAUAUGACUUGGUACACCUAAGAUGGCUGCCAUGGAAUGUUAAAUAAUGUGACUGGGACUCAAGAGUGAAUGGUGCUGGUACUGCAUUUCAGCCAUUGUAGAACUGGUCAAUAUUACACCAGUUUUCUAUGGGAAGAAUCUAAGAUGCUUGUAAUGCAACAUUUUGGUGAGAUUUUGCACAAGUAAGUGGAACUGUAAGUCAUUAUUAGGAUUGUAGUAGAAGUCCUAGCAACAUUAAUCGACAUGGCUGAGAAUCUUUUUUGUCCCAUGAUCUCACUGCUUUUGUAGCCAUUAGGGAGGAUAAAAAUGCAAGGCAGAAUAUCUUAUGUCUUAAAUAGUCAGCUGAACCCUUUACAUAGGACAAAUCUUCUUUUUGACUAAAACUCCUUUCAGACAGCCAUUAUCUUCCAUUACUUUCUGAAUGGUAUAAAAAGAAUUAAUUCAAUUUCAAUGGGAACCUGGAAGAAAGGAACAUUUAAAGUCCUCAUAUGGUGUAUUAUCCACCAUGUUAUUCCAUGCCAGCCAUCCAGGGUGCACCGCGGGAAGUUGUUCGGAUCCACCAGAAAGUGUCCUUUCUAUGUAUUUCACUUUUGUGAUUCUAACACCAUGGGGAUCUACUGUACAUGACUCAUCUAUAUAUAUAUAUAUCCUGUAUAGAUACUGUAUGUAUGUAUGUUUGUAUAGGAGUUAUUAUUGUAUGCUGUUGGUUUGACCAAAACCUGGGUGUAACACCGCAUGAUAUCGAUGUUGUAAAAUGAAGACGCACAGAAGAUGGUGAUAAUGAUGGUGGUUAUUCUUGUCAAUAAAUCACGUUUACAACUGCA
Messenger RNA from Dicentrarchus labrax (European seabass), 7864 nucleotides. It is a transcript of the gene mapk8ip1a, whose product is annotated as mitogen-activated protein kinase 8 interacting protein 1a. Gene Ontology annotation, cellular component: cytoplasm. Gene Ontology annotation, molecular function: protein binding. Gene Ontology annotation, biological process: regulation of JNK cascade. Lineage: Eukaryota; Metazoa; Chordata; Actinopteri; Moronidae. The transcript is spliced from 14 exons. Bases 16 to 2730 code for a protein of 904 amino acids. The record is from RefSeq and is a predicted model, not a curated record.